AUUUGCUACAUUCUCCUCAGAGCAAAAAGACGACGCUCGUCUCUUCAGAGAAUUUCACCUUCUAGGGUUUGUUCAAGGUACACUGAAGAAGACACUAAACCUAAUGGAGAACGAGGAAUCAGUAUUUGAUGCUUGGUCCUCAAGCAGCGAGGAGUUCGAACAUGAAGCUCUUCUUGAACCAACUAAACUUGCAGCUGUAAAAUUGGACGCUGACAUUUCUGAGACUGAAAUCAAAAGCUUUUUCUCAAACAUUGCUGAACCUGGGGUGGACAUCUACGAAACGAGAGAUGAAAAUGACUGUGUAGUUGGUUCGGUUGCUGUCAUGACGUUUUCGUCACUUGAACAAACGCAAGCGGUAAUUGCUUGUUUAUGUUCUGUCCUAAUGGUUUUAUUGUUAUUUAGUUGCUUUACAUUUCUGUCUUAAUGCUGGCGAUGAAAUUAAAAGGCGAAAAAAUGCGGGGCAAACCGGUGUAUCUUACUCGAUGGAGUUCUAGCCUUUUCACAGCUUGUGUGGUUGGUUUUGACCCAACGCUCUCUGAUAAUGACCUAAAGCAAAGAUUUUCUGAGGCACUCGGAUCUAUAGGAACUGCUGAUAAACCGGAAUCAGUUGGUAUCCUUAUCAAAACUUUCAUUCCGCGAUCAACGUCAAACGGAGCUUCUCUAGGGUUUUGUUACCUAUACAUCCAAACCGAUGAUAAGAAUGAGGAUCAAUUUAAGUCUUGUUUGGAACGAGUUGAUCUAAACAUGGGGCAGAUUAGCCAUGUUAAUCUCAAACACUGGGUCAACGAAGCUUUACUUAAUGCCCUUCGAGAAGGUUAUCGGGCAUGGGCUGCUCAUUGCUGCUGGUACAGUUGAGGACGGAUUGCAAGUUUUGGAGUUCCAAGAUUCAUUUGGGCUAGAGCAUGGAGCUCAAGGAUUCAUCAAGCUGGCUUUUUUCAAGUAUCUGCUUAAAGAAGUAUAUGAAUUCUAGGUAGGUUUAUAGGUGAAGCAGGGAAAAAGAAACACUAAUCUAGUUCUAAUCAUUCCCUAUUUCUUCUUCUUACAUUAAAAAAAUGGAUUGUGAAUUUAUUAGUUUUAUAAUGAUCAGAUCUCAUCCUCAGAUACUUUUUAAA
This is a messenger RNA of Arabidopsis lyrata subsp. lyrata, 1112 nucleotides long. RefSeq lists its product as uncharacterized. The record is from RefSeq and is a predicted model, not a curated record. Lineage: Eukaryota; Viridiplantae; Streptophyta; Magnoliopsida; Brassicales; Brassicaceae. The coding region runs from base 424 to 855 and encodes 143 amino acids. The transcript has 5 exons.